Molecule: messenger RNA, 3495 nt
Organism: Aspergillus thermomutatus
Lineage: Eukaryota; Fungi; Ascomycota; Eurotiomycetes; Eurotiales; Aspergillaceae
Product: MIZ zinc finger domain protein
Exons: 1
Coding region: 1-3495 (1164 amino acids)
Biological process (GO): protein sumoylation
Molecular function (GO): SUMO ligase activity; zinc ion binding
Source: RefSeq, a predicted model, not a curated record
AUGAGUCCUGCGACCACCAAGAAUCGUCCCCUCUUACCUAAUCCACAUCACCAACUGGAAUGGUCCAACUCGACUGCAAACUUAUUCCUGGGCGGCGCAGGAGUGCGGAGAUCGUGGAUGUUGGAUGCUUCAUCUUCCUUGUCAAUCAGCUCUGCUUCUGCGAAUGCUCCUGCUACCCCUCCUCCUGCUGCUACUGCUACUGUCCCUCCCAAUUCGUCCUCCCAGUCUUCACUCGCUGCUGUCUCGGAUCCGGCUUCUGCCUCUGUUUCUGCCUCUGCCGUUGCCGACCAGCCUCAAAGUCGCCCGCAAGGCAUGCGAAACUCCCCUCCAUCCUCCGUCACAAUCGUCUCUCAGAGUCAGAAGAACAAUAAAGAUAAUAAUGUUGGCGCCGUCACAGCCAAUGGUAACAUCACUGCUCCUGCUACGUCCACGCCGUCAGUCUUAAUGUCCCCCGUGACGCCCGGGGGAACCCUCCAGCAAAAUCGCGAUAUUAUUCCACCACCCUGUCCUGUGGUACCCUUAAGCACUCGCGGGUUUACCACAACACCUACCACGAAUUUCAACACCACUCCUUCGACCAGUGGGCCAACGGCCGCCGUCCGUGCACCUCAACCGCCACAGCAGCCCCUGUCCUCCUCACUUCCGUCUCCCGACCCAAGCAGUGCCUCCCACCCUAGCCCUGCCAGCGCUGGAGAUCGAAAUGACCGAAGUCUGUCACAUGGCGUUCUCCCAUCCCCUCCGCCAGUCACUGGGCCGAUGCAGAUAUACGGACAACCGGAACAUCCCAGGCAAAUGGGCGAUGUCAUGUCCGCGAGCGCAUCGCCGACCACAGCGGGCGGGGAGAGAAUGGCCGCCGCCUCGGCGCCGGCCAUUAUCAGAGGCCUGCAGAGACAGCAGGCGAUUGCGAGUCCCCAGCAGUUCAUAGCCCCUGUCUCCCCUGAAGCGCAACUGCGGUCCCAACCAUCAAUGACCCGCGCUCCGCCCGAUUCAAACCAUGUUCCUCCCAGCCCCGUCGGACAGGGUCCUUCGACUUCCUUCAUCAACCAGGCAUUUUGGGCACAGUCACAGCAGCUCCUGGAUGCUUUCGUGGCAAGAGCGCAGGGUGCCAUGCUGCUCUCAGAGACAGUGGAACUGCCGCGAAUACGUCUUCUACGGGAUGCGUGUAAUGAGAAGGAUCUAUUCUACCUGACUCUCCAUCAAAUAUACUGCCUGCACACCUUUGCUCCCUCGGAAUUUGCUCGAUUACCCUAUAUAAGCGGGCACCAUGAGACGGGAUUGGAGGUUGUCAAGCAGCUUCUUGUGGACAAUCACCGUCUAUCAGGCGACUUCUUGAGGUGGAGCGUUAAUUUCCCUCGGCCCUUGCGUGUGAUGUUCCAGACUCGCGAGUUCCCAAUAGUUCUCCAUCAGAUUGCUCAUUGCCUGGGUUGUCUGUCUGAAAAGUGGACGGCCUUCGAUCGCCAUGUCCGAGAGCGUGUCUAUCCCCCUUUGAUCGAUGAAUUAGUCGUGCAAUUUUGCAUAACAUCAUCCGUACUCUUAUCAAUAGUAUUCCUGGCCAUGUCCCGAAGAAUUUUCGGAGCCCGCCAUGAAGACCAAUUGCGGAGUAUCUACAGCAGGAACAAGCGGAAUUACGUGAAACGGUUCAGAUCAAUAACCACUCCGGAGCAGCUUCAUCGCGAGAAUGAGCGUUUGAUUCAGGCCUACAGGGCCCUUGGUCGGUCCCAGACAUCGCCAGUUGGUCAACAUACUUCACCUGUGGCACGAGAGCAUGUAGCUCAGCCCUUGCCACAGCACUCAAUGCAGCCCGUUGGCCCUACAGGGCAGAUCACAUAUGCCGCGGUCCCUAGCGCUCAGAUGCCGUCCCAGCAAGUACCUGUACAUAGCCCUCAACCGCAGACCCAGCAAUUCCCUGUUCACGCUCCUGGGGCUAUGAAUCGUGCCGCGCCGCCGAUGCUAUUAAAUGGUCAGAGACCCCAACAUCCAUUACCUACACGGCCGAACCUCGUGCCUCCACGGGGUCUUAACACUUCCUCCCAAGUGCCAGCUUCGCAGGUGACAGGCACGGUUCCUCAUUCACCGGUGCCUGUACCUGCACCAGCUGGACAUCAGGCGCAAAUACUAUCCCACGCGCCUUCCCGGAAUGUCCGUCAGAAUCCGCCACAGCCUUCACCUCAGCCCUCACCUCAGUCUACGCAAAUCACAACUCCUACUCAGCGCUUUGCUACUCAAACACGGCAGGCACAAGGACAGGUGCAGCAACCGCAGCAAAGCCCACCGGUCCCACAGCUGCUCCUUCCUCCACCGGGGCCCCUACCCUGUACCACAACACGGCCUCACCCUCUCCGCCAUGCGCUACAUCAGGCGCAUCUCCGCGAUCCCAUUGUCAGAUUCAAUCCUUCGGGAGCAGGGGGAGAAAAGGCUGACAAGGAGACAAAUCUGUUCCAUUACUUGAAAUCGUUUGUGGUACAGCCGACUCCCUUGGGGAAGACGGAGUCUGCUUUUGAAUGGCAGUUUUCUCUUUCCCGAGCAGACUUUGACCGGCUUCCUCGAAUCGAUCCUCGCGACACUGGUCAACAUUUAGUGCGGGCCCUGGUUGAUGGUAGCCAGAUCUAUCGUGUGCGGUGUAUUCGCAUUUCGCCGUCGGCGAAUGAGGUGAGCCAGCAUGCUUGGUGUCUCACAGAAUCUGUAUGGCCCAGUGUUAUUUACAUCUUUGUGAACGGUGUAGAACUCUAUGUUCGCCGCAAAUUUCACAACGGCAAAGAUAUUCCUCUGGACAUCAGUGGUAAUCUAAGAGAAGGCUUGAAUACCAUCUCCCUGCAUUUCAUCCGCAGCGCCGCCGAAAGCAGAGACGUAGUAUAUGCGUUAGGGGUGGAGGUCAUGGAUAUCCUCAGUUUCACUCAAGUGAAGAAGCUCGCUCAGACGCUACCCGCACCUCAGUCUCGUGAGCGGAUUCGUCAACGCCUUUCCUCCAGUACUGCCGACGAUGAAUUAAGUAUUGUCAGUGACUACCUCACUGUCAAUCUGGUGGACCCCUUCAUGGCUCGAAUAUUCAACAUUCCUGCUCGCGGAAUCAUGUGCGAACAUGUGGAGUGCUUCGACCUCGAGACAUACAUCAUGACCAGGGCCUCCAAGACGGGUAGAGCUCUCUUGAAGGAGAAUUGGAAAUGCCCAAUCUGCGGCGCAGACGCCCGUCCUCAGCUCUUGAUCAUCGAUGGCUUCCUUAGUGAAGUCCGUGCUGAUCUUGUACACACGGAUCGUCUUGAGGGAGCAAGAGCAAUCAAGAUCAAGGCGGACGGAUCUUGGGAGCUCAAGAGUGAUGGGGAAAGUACUCCGUCUGAAAAGGAGCUUGCACAAGCACGUGAAGGCGGCUCAUUGAAACGGAAACAUGAGGGCGUUGAUUCGCAUCUCGCAACUCAGAGGCCGAAGACAGAAGGUGCUGGUCGAGAAUCACUAGCAUCUCGCGAAUCCUCGGCAUCUUUGGUCAUCGAACUCGAUUAG